This is a messenger RNA of Sphaeroforma arctica JP610, 1561 nucleotides long. RefSeq lists its product as hypothetical. The record is from RefSeq and is a predicted model, not a curated record. Gene Ontology annotation, biological process: protein retention in Golgi apparatus; protein targeting to vacuole. Gene Ontology annotation, cellular component: extrinsic component of membrane. The transcript has 8 exons. NCBI's taxonomy places the organism in Eukaryota, Ichthyosporea, Ichthyophonida. The coding region runs from base 14 to 1561 and encodes 515 amino acids.
GUGGUGCAAAGAGAUGUCCGAGGGCAAAACCGUUGAGACCACCCUGCCCCAAACCAGACAGGGCAAGGUGCAGAUGCACAGCUUAGACGUGGGUGUGAAAGGGGGAGAGGAGAUAACUCUCAGGGCCAACGACACUCGGUACAGUUCGGUACUUCGCCUGGACGCAACUGGCAAUACGCAGAAGAUAGUGCUGGCGGUGCCGGAGAGGGGCACGCUCAGAACACGCACCCAAAAGCAGUACGAAUUGGGUGUCAAAGUAACGUACAACACCGGUGUCUACGCCCGUACGCGUCUAGUGCAGAUACUUCCUAACAUGCUGUUCUUGAAUGUGUUUGGUUUUCCUUUGGAGUAUGUGCAAGACAAUCUCAACGAUCCAGCUGUCACCAUCACACCUAUGAAGACAAUGCCGUUCCAUUGGCCAGCUAAGAGAGAUGUACAACUCUUGAGAAUUAGGGCCAAGGUACCCAUCCCUAAUUCCAGUGACGAAUCAGGUCGAAACGAUGUGUGGAACUGGAGCGAACCGUUUGCACUGGUCCCUCAACAGCUCACCCACUUCACAGUCAAGCUUCGAGGAAACCGAAAUAGGGAGUUAGUUGGGUACAUCCCUGUGUCGGUCACUUGGGUGAAGGCUGGACAUGUGGUACUAUUUGGUCGCCCGUACGGCAAAGAACCCACCAACUACGUCAUCCGCAACAACACUGCUCUGCGGCUGGAGUACUGGCAGGACGGUGUGGAGAAAGAAACACUCAGUCCCCACAGCGAAGUAGUCUAUGGCUUUGACCGACUGUUGGGCCCACAGUUCAUCAACGUACAAGUUAGCAACGACGAUCUUACGGCACGCUCAUAUGACAUGAACAGUCUUAUCAACAAAUUCUCACCCGUGGAGUACCUGCGCGUCUUCCAACUGGUAGCCAUGAACGACUCGGUGCUUGAAGUAUGCAAGACCAGAGACGGCCAGGCAACCAUCCGUUUGUGGCCUAAACGAGACCGUACCGCUAUGGAAUACCGGUAUCAGAUGUGGAGUCUCACCGCAAACGGCACACUGGUCAACCCGGCGAGCGGAUUGAUUGCGCAGGUGUAUGGCGAUGGAUUAUAUCCGGGUGCACGUCUUUACAUGAACGAUCCGCAACGCAGGGCCACAGAGCAGUGGCAGUUGUUGCCAAUGGUACCGAACAUUUCAAGUGCACGGCAGACAAAUCUGGUUUGGGAAUUGGAUGCAGAUGAUCUGAAAUCGGGAUGUUUCCUGAAAUUGGCGCCCCGCAACCCCCAAAGCCAACUGCAGAAUUUCCGACCGGUUUAUCUCACCCAGGGUACGGGAGUCCUAGCUCCGCGCAUAGACGUGGAUGGUCCCACGCGUAUCCUGGAGUUCUCCGACGGACGACCGUUGUCUGAAGGUCGGAGAGUGGCUCAUGGCGUUAGUAGAGCUUCGUUCCGAUCUUUGCCUGGCAUGGCUUCAAUGGGUCUGCUUGGCUCGGGUGGCGAAGGUAGUGAGGUUGCCAUGGCAACCACCGACGGCGACCUUGAUGGGGACGUCUCCAGGUCGGAUCUGGCUGUACGGUAG